GUCUUCCUCUGCCCUCCCAGCCUGGCCCGCAAGCGGACGUGGAACAAGAAAUACCCCAUCUGCAUCCUCCUCCCCGAGCCGGCGGAGCUGGAGUGCAGGAGCAGCGAGGAGCAUGACGUGGAGCUGCAGAGGGAUGGAGGGAUGAAGAAGGCACCGGUGCCGGGGCAGGACAUCCCGGGGGACUGCAGGGAGAGGUGCCUCUACCUCUUCGGGCGGACGGGGAGGGAGAAGGAGGAGUGGUACCAGCACCUCGUGCAAGCCUCCCGCGGGACACCCAGCAGCAGCCGUGGCGAAGGCAGGGCAGGCGUGGGACCAGUUCCACAGAGCAGCGGCAGCAGCAGCGGGGGGAGCAACGAGGACAUCCCCUCCACUGUCCCAGCCAAGGACCUGACGGGAAGCAUCCAACAGAUUUUCCUGGAUUACAGCACCUACAUGGCCCGAUUUGUGCCAGUGCAGGUCGGGGGGAGCCCAGACCAGAGCCCCUCUCAUGGAGCACUGGGCAGCCCCACGUCCACAAAGCUCGGCGAGGACACGGCCAGGCGCAGCGAGGCAUGCAUGGCCUGGAUGAACGCGCUGGUGGGGCGCAUCUUCUGGGACUUCCUCCGGGAGCGAUACUGGGCUGAGCAAGUGUCCAGCAAGAUCCAGAAGAAGCUGAGCAAGAUCAAGCUCCCAUAUUUCAUGAACGAGCUGACGCUGACAGAGCUGGACAUGGGCACAUCCAUCCCCUUGGUCCUCAGCGCCUCUAACCCCACCAUCAAUGACCGAGGGCUCUGGGUGGACAUGGAGGUUGCCUACAGCGGUUCAUUGCAGAUGACGCUCGAGACGAAGAUGAACCUCUGCAAGCUGGGGAAGGAGAGUGCUGCAGAGGAGAGCGGUCCAGCAGAGGCAGGUGGCGAGGGGGCCAGGCCACGGCUGAUCUUGCUGGCAGACAGCGACGCGGAGUCAUCCAGCGCUGGCUCCUCCGAUGAGGAAGAUGUCACCACUGCAGAGCCCACAGGAGCGCUGGGGGAGUGGGUCCCGCUGCCUGGCACUGAGGGCCACGUCAGCGGCAACAGCACGAGCCGGAAGAUCCUGCGCUUUGUGGAUAAGAUCGCCAAGUCCAAGUACUUCCAGAAAGCCACUGAAAACGAGUUCAUCAAAAAGAAGAUUGAGGAGGUUUCCAACACGCCGCUGUUGCUGACGGUGGAGGUGCAGGAGCUGGCAGGCACCUUGGCCGUGAACAUCCCCCCGCCGCCGACAGACCGUGUCUGGUACAGCUUCCGAGUCCCACCCCAGCUGGAGCUGAAGGUGCGCCCGAAGCUGGGCGAGCGGGAGGUGACGUUCCUCCAUGUCACCGAAUGGAUCGAGAAGAAGCUGCAGCACGAAUUUCAGAAAAUUUUGGUGAUGCCAAACAUGGACGAUCUCAUCAUCCCCAUCAUGCGCUCUGGCCUGGAUCCUCAGCCACCCACAGGGACACUGCCCGGGGACCUACCAGCCAAGGGAGAGAAGAGGCUCUGA
This is a messenger RNA of Cariama cristata (Red-legged seriema), 1497 nucleotides long. RefSeq names its product testis-expressed sequence 2 protein-like. The record is from RefSeq and is a predicted model, not a curated record. The transcript is spliced from 9 exons. Gene Ontology annotation, cellular component: endoplasmic reticulum. Gene Ontology annotation, molecular function: lipid binding. NCBI's taxonomy places the organism in Eukaryota, Metazoa, Chordata, Aves, Cariamiformes, Cariamidae. The annotation marks the transcript as partial.